This is a messenger RNA of Prorocentrum cordatum, 426 nucleotides long. The record is from the annotation of a GenBank genome assembly. Lineage: Eukaryota; Dinophyceae; Prorocentrales; Prorocentraceae.
AUGGCCAAGGGUGGCAAGAAGGGCUGGGGCGGCGCCUACGACCCCUACGGGAUGUGGGGCGCGAAGGGCGGCUGCAAGGGCGCCUACGACCCCUACGGGAUGUGGGGGUCCAAGGGAGCGAAAACAGGCUGCAAGGGCGGCGGCAAGGGCGGCGGCGGCAAGGGUCCCGGGAAGGCCGAGUUGCUGGGCUACCCCGCCGACAAGAAGGUAUGGGUCGGGGACCUCCCCGCCGGCUGCACGGCAGAUGACCUGAUGGCCCACUUCGGCCUGGCGGGCAGCGUGCAGCACGUGGCGCUGAUGAGGACGGGCACCGCCGGCGUGGUGUUUUCGGACGCCGCCGAGGCCGAGGCGGCCGUGGUGCACCUCAACGGCACGGAGAUCAACGACCAGGCGGUGAAGGUGGAGGCCUGGCAGCAAGCCGCUUGA